Trypanosoma conorhini is the source of this 1143-nucleotide messenger RNA. Its product is annotated as diphosphomevalonate decarboxylase. The record is from RefSeq and is a predicted model, not a curated record. Gene Ontology annotation, molecular function: diphosphomevalonate decarboxylase activity; ATP binding. The coding region runs from base 1 to 1143 and encodes 380 amino acids. Gene Ontology annotation, cellular component: cytosol. The transcript has a single exon. Gene Ontology annotation, biological process: isopentenyl diphosphate biosynthetic process, mevalonate pathway; isoprenoid biosynthetic process. Lineage: Eukaryota; Euglenozoa; Kinetoplastea; Trypanosomatida; Trypanosomatidae.
AUGGCAGCGCCAACUGUAACCGUCGAGGCACCUAUCAACAUUGCCUUCAUUAAGUACUGGGGAAAACGCGAGGGCGGGGAAAAGCUUAUUCUUCCUACAAACGAUUCCUUCAGUAUCACCCUCGCCACUCAGCCGUUUCGCAGCAAAACGUCGGUGGCGCUUCGCGACGAUUUGGAAGAGGACACGCUCUUUCUUAACGGCGAGAAAUCCGACAUACGGAACUCUCCGCGAGUGCAAUCUGUGUUGGCGCACGUGCGGAAUACCUGUCCCGAGGAGCUAAAGUGCAAGCGGGUGUACAUCGCCUCCGAGAACAACUUCCCUACCGCCGCCGGAAUGGCGUCUUCUGCAAGUGGGUACUGCGCUCUUGCGGCGGCGCUAGUGCGGGUCUUCAAAUCCACUGCGAAUGUCUCGAUGCUUGCUCGAUUGGGGUCAGGAAGUGCCUGUCGAAGCGCCUUUGGUGGGUUUGUGGUUUGGCAUAAGGGCGAGAAGCCGGACGGAAGCGACUGUGUGGCCACUCAAUUUGUCGACGAGAACCACUGGCCUGAAAUGCAGGUCUUGUGCGCCGUCCUUCAGGGGGAGAAGAAGGGCACGUCAAGCACGGCAGGCAUGCAGCAGUCGCUGCAGACUUCUCCACUGAUGCCCAAGCGCAUUGCCACCACGGUACCUGAGCGUAUGCGCCUUGUCUCGGAGGCGAUUCGGGAGAAGGAUUUUUCUACGUUUGCCGAAAUCGCAAUGUGUGAGUCAGACGACUUACAAGAAAUCUGCGCCACAACGCAGCCUCGGAUCCAGUACGCCACAGAGGACAGCUAUGCAAUGAUGCGACUUGUGAAGGCGUAUAACGCCAAAAAAGGUCAUCCCACAUUGGCGUACACGUUUGACGCGGGGGCAAAUUGUUUUUUGUUUGUUCUUAAACAAAAUCUUCCAGAGGCGGUGGCCAUGUUGAUGCAACACUUCCCAACUCCAUACGAACGGUUCUGCUUCAACGAUACGACCCUGCUUGAAAAGAUCAAAGAGGCGCCGGUCCCAAACGACUGCAAGGAUCUCAUUGAGUAUCACAAAAAACCAUUCGUUAUGUUGCUGCAGUCCCCUGUUGGGUCCGGCGUGCGCUACCUCGCAGAGGCGGAGUCCCUCAUUCACGCGUAA